UAGACAAAAACAUUAUUAGAUAAUUGAAAAUGUUAUGCUGUUAAAUUAUUAUGCAAAUAUGGAAAUUACAAAAGUUUUUGAAGCUUGUGUUAAAGCAGUUCGUGUAAAAAAAAAAGAAUUUUCACCCACAACAAACAUCUUACCUAAAUCAAAGAAAAAUCGAGAUACAUUUAAUUCUCAUGCUCAAGCUGUUGUGCAAAGCAUCAGUCAGUUGCGAGAUUUUUUAAUCACAUAUCAGACAGAUUAUCUGAGUGAGUUUAGUCAUUUGCCCUCGUUAUCUGGUAAAUUGACUGAUAUAGAACGAGACCAAAUUGACAAUGAUUCUCAAAAAUUGAUGAAAUCAUGUUCAACAGCAAUCGAAUCGUUAAAAAAUGAAGUAACAUUUGGAAACAAUUCUCAAAGUAGAUUACAUUCAACUGCUGUUGUGGAGCUACUGCAGACUUUUUUAAAAGAUGUUUGCAGACUAUACAGUCAACUUAGAGCAUAUAGAGUCAAGUUAGCUGUUGAUAGAAAAAGAAUGGCAUUGUUAAAUCAGUCAAGACAAAAUGACAGAUUGGAUGUUGUUAAUAGUAAAACAGAGGUUUUGAAAAAAAUAUUAAAUGAAAAAGAAUGUGAUCAAAAGAUUUUUGAUAAAAACAAAGACAAACCACUCCAAGAUGAAAUGGGGAGAGUUGAACAGAAGAAAAAAGAAGUUAUUAAAGACACAGGAAGCAUCGUGCAUGACUUUGAACAAGAAGAAUCUGAAGAUGUAUAUAAAUUUACCAAAGAAGAAACCCAAUUGUUUGAGGAAGAAAAUGAACGGUUGUUUUCAGAAAUGAAUACAAUGAUGAAAGAAGUCAGGAAUAUUGAAGGUAAAGUUAUUGAAAUUUCUCAACUUCAAGAAAUUUUUCAAGAAAAAGUCCUAGCACAGUCGUCACAAAUCCAGAACAUUCACAAUAGCGCAGUUGCUACCACCGAGAAUGUGAAAGAUGGGAAUGAACAAAUACGAGAUGCAAUCAAAAACAGUGCUACAUUCCGCGUUUGGAUUUUAUUCUUUCUAGUUAUGUGUACUUUUUCUUUACUGUUUCUCGACUGGUACAAUUAUUAAGUUUCAUAUCGCGCAUAAUUAUGCAGCAUAAUUAAGUUUCAUAUCGCGCAUAAUUUAUUCAACUAAAUUGAUUAUUCUAUUAA
Molecule: messenger RNA, 1170 nt
Organism: Hydra vulgaris (swiftwater hydra)
Lineage: Eukaryota; Metazoa; Cnidaria; Hydrozoa; Anthoathecata; Hydridae
Product: syntaxin-18
Biological process (GO): retrograde vesicle-mediated transport, Golgi to endoplasmic reticulum
Cellular component (GO): SNARE complex; endoplasmic reticulum
Source: RefSeq, a predicted model, not a curated record